Molecule: messenger RNA, 3587 nt
Organism: Ostrinia furnacalis (Asian corn borer)
Lineage: Eukaryota; Metazoa; Arthropoda; Insecta; Lepidoptera; Crambidae
Gene: Hip14
Product: palmitoyltransferase Hip14
Exons: 6
Coding region: 237-2387 (716 amino acids)
Molecular function (GO): palmitoyltransferase activity; protein binding
Source: RefSeq, a predicted model, not a curated record
AUGUUGUCAUUUUGUCAAUAAAUGGGACUGAAAAUUGACGGCGACGACUGCGAAAUUAUCAGAAAAUCUGACAACCAGUGUAAAAAUCUUUUAGAUAAUUUUAUCGUUGGCUGUGCAAAAGUCGAUAGUCAUUAUCUUAUGAGAAAAACGCAGCAUAAGAACGUAAAUCUUCAUUGUCCAUAAAAUGCCUGUGUCUCCGGGAAUCUUUUGAAGCCAGCAGCAAUAUCUGUAGCAGCAUGUACGACAGCACAUGCGGAGCCGCCGCCACCGGCCAGUGCGGCAAGGGGCAGCCCGAUGGGGACGGGCCACCGAAGCGGGAUCCGCCGCCCGCACCGAUCGAGCGGGACUACAGCGGGUUCGACAUCGUCAAGGCGACGCAGUACGGCGCCUUCGCUCGCGUCAAGGAGCUCGUGGAAGCGGGCUGGGACGUGAACCAGCCGGACCGCGAGACCGUGACGCUGCUGCACUGGGCCGCGAUCAACAACCGCCGCGAGAUCAUCCAGUACCUGCUGGCCGCCGGCGCGGCGGUGGACGCCGUGGGCGGCGAGCUGCAGUCCACGCCGCUGCACUGGGCCACGCGCCAGGGCCACCUGGAGGCCACGGUGCUGCUGCUGCGCGCCGGCGCGGACCCGGCGCUGCGCGACGCCGAGGGCUGCGCGUGCCUGCACCUGGCGGCGCAGUUCGGGCACACGGCCGUGGUGGCGUACCUGGUGGCGCGCGGCGUGCCGGUGGACGCGGCCGACGCGGGCGGCAUGACGCCGCUCAUGUGGGCGUGCUGGAAGGUGGCGGCCGUGGACCCCGCGCGCCUGCUGCUCACGCUGGGCGCGUCCACGCGGCCCGCCGACCGCUCGCACGGCAACACGGCGCUGCACUGGGCCGUGCUGGCGCGCAACACCACGGCCAUAUCCACUCUGCUCCUCUAUGGUGACGCUAGCUUAGAUAUCCCCAACCUGCGUGGUGUCACUCCACUAGCCAUGCUGCAAAGCAAUGCCGACUCAUUGUGGGUUGGUUCUAAGGUCACAGACAAAAUUAAAGAACAUACACUGGCUUCCAGUAAGAGAAAUAUAAUUAGGAGAUUAGCAUAUGAUAAGAAGUUUCGAUGGUGGUGUGUGGUGGUGAUGCCCUUCAUCGCGUUCUAUGUCACCGGCCUGGUACUGGAGAUGGAGGUGUUCUUCCUGCUCAAGAUGUUCAUUCUUAUCUGCUUCUAUGCAUUACUGCAUUUUGUUUCAAACAUACUAUUUGACGAUGAAUUGAAGAACAUAUUUCCUCUCAGUGUAUACCUGGCCACAAAGGUGUGGUUCUACAUCACGUGGGCGGUGUUCGUGUGGCCGGUGGUGAGCGCGUGGGCGUCGGCCGCCUUCGUGGGCUGCUCGGGCGCGCUGUGGGUCACGUUCCUGCGCUCGUGGCGCAGCGACCCCGGCGUCAUCACCGCGUCCAAGGCCGACAAGUUCCAGGUGAGUGCCGCGCGUGGCGAGCCGCGUCCCGCGCCGGAACUACGUCUCACGCCCGCUCUCGCCGCAGACCAUCAUCGAGCUGUCGGAGUCGGCGCGCGGCGGGUUCGAGCCGGCGCGCUUCUGCUCGGCGUGCCUGGUGCGGCGGCCGCUGCGCUCCAAGCACUGCUCCGUGUGCAACCGCUGCGUGGCCAAGUUCGACCACCACUGCCCCUGGGUCGGCAACUGCAUCGGCGCGCGCAACCACCGCUACUUCAUCGGGUUCCUGGCCAGCCUCGUGGGCAUGUGCGCCUGGAUGCUGUGGGGCUGCUGCGCCUACUGGGCGGCCGAGUGCGGCGCCGCCGGGCCCGGCCUGGAGCGCCUGCUGGGCUGGGCGCGCUGCAACGCCUGGCUGGCCUGGGUCGCGCUCAACGCCGCCUUCCACCUCUUCUGGGUCUCCGUGCUGCUCUGCUGCCAGCUCUACCUGGUGGUGUGCCUCGGCAUGACGACCAACGAGCAGCUGAACCGCGGCCGCUACCGGCACUUCCAGGCGCGCGGCGGGCGCUCGCCCUUCUCGCGCGGGCCGCUCAACAACUGCGCCGACUUCUUCCAGUGCCGCCUGUGCGGGCUGCUGGCGCCGCGCGCGCGCGACUGGGCCGCGCCCGACGAGCCCGCGCCCGAGCCCGAGCCCGAGCCCGAGCCCGAGCACGAGCGCGCGCCCAUGCUGCAGCACUACGUGUGAGCCGUGUGCGCCCUCCCCGCGCCACCCCCGCCCGCGCCCGCGCCCGCCUGCUGCGUGCCUGCGAGAUGCGAGUAAAUUAUAUUAAAAGAAUGCCUUAUGUGUGUGGACGAGCUGCGGGCGCGGGAUCGGAACGCGACGUGGCGUGCGGCGGUGGUCGCUUUCCGUUCCUGUUUUGUAGAUGUGGAAGAACGUGGCGGGCGGAGUCGCCCGGGUGAUUGAAUGUUGCGUGCGAGCGACCAUAGUACAAAUGUAAUGUCGCGGGCGGUGUGUUGUGCGAGACGGUUGCGCGGAGCGUUCGCCGGCCGCGUCUCGCCGCCGUUCGACGAGGGCUUCGCUUACUUAAUUUUUGAGAGAUUUCAAUUAUGACAUCGACGUUGUCCUCGGCCGGACCGCACUCUCCGUUGUGAUGGUGACGCUUCGAUCGAGCGGAAGUCGGCCUCCGCUCUUUUUGACGAACAAAUAGGAUAAUAAUUAAGUGCAUAAUAUUUUUGUACAUACCUAUAUUUUUGCUAGUUGAAAAUUCCAGUGUUACCUCCUCAGUAGUCUAUGAUGAUGUUAAGGAUAUUCUCAAACUGGUACGUCAAGCUCUAAACACUGAAAAUUGGUAUUCUGUUUUGCGAUUGUCUUUCGUGUGCGUGCUCGGUGUCGGUGAGGUUUCGCGACUGUCGCGGCUGAGCUUUGGCGUAGGCUGUGUGUGUAGCAAAUGUAUGUACACUUACAUUUAAUUAGAAUCGCCGUUAAGCUAAAGAGCACAUUAGGUAAACUUUACGGAAGAUUGUUGAGAGAUCUUUCGAGUUGUCAGUGUCUAUCGGAAAUUGUUUUUAUCUAAGUUCGUUUUACAAAACGCUUGACUAACAGAAGCCCUUGUUCGUGAAACAUACCAGUUUCGAAUCUAAUACUGUGUUAAUGCAAAUAUAGUAAGUUGUAUCCGUCAGAGUUGCCGGGCUUCGGGCGCGGGCGCACGAAUGUCGUUGCUUUGCAGAUUAAAACAGUAUUAGAUAUUGUAUGUAUAGUGAUAAUCAAUGUACAUAUUAUUAUAUUAUAGUUAUCGUUUAAUCAUCGUAAAGUAUUUUUAAAUCACAAAUGUAACUGUUCUGUGAAGCUUUUGUCUACUUUUAAAAUUCCUAUUUAGAAUCGUAAAUAUCGUAUCGUACGCGGGGCCCUCACGGGCCCCCGUUGUAGGCUAGACUCGAAACGAAAGUGAGAGCUUAAGAAGAUAUCACUUAUAUGUAUAUGAAAUUUUCUAUUGAUUGUGUACGUCUCGUACUCUAUCACUUGACCGCGCGCGGCGGCCGCCCGGGUCCCGUCCGGGCGGCUCCCGGUGGCGCCGAUAAAUAACGUUUAUUAACGUUUAAUAUACAACAAUGAAACCAAAAUGCAUUUGAACUAUUAUAAUAAAAGAGUUAUAAUCGUGA